UUUCGUAAAAGACGAAACAAAACUAAUCAUUGCGCGCCUUUAUAACAACGAGAAGUCAUGGUAGCAAGUACCAUCUUCAUUUCCUCUAAAAGAUAGAAUAAAAUACUCUCCGGUUGCGAGCAUGGAUGCUUUUGAGAGAAACUACAGAUCACAUGGUGUUAAUGUUACUUCGGAGGAGGAUUACUUUGAGGAGCCUGUUGAGAACAUUGGUGCGAAGCUUGCUAGGCAAGCAGCUGCAAAGACCAGUGACUUGGCUGGUCAUGGUGUUGUUCUUGCACAAGGUUUUAUUGAUGAGUGUGUCAAGGUGGUGGCUGAUGGUGUAAACCCUGUAUUGGUCUCUAAAGGCAUUGACAAGACAGAAAAGGUUUUGGUUUACGAGCUAGACCUAAUGUCUAAGGGCCGUAACGCGGGAAACGACCCUGAAACUGGAAGUAUGAUUGCUGAAGCAAAGAGAAGAGUUGCCAAGAACGAUGUGUUGGUCAUUCAUGAGGGCAAAAGCGCUGAGAAUAAUGUUUACGCAGACUAUGGUAAUGGUUGCGAAUACUAUAUGGUGAACACUGAGAGACUGUUGGGGGAGUACCAUAAUUGUGAGGUACAGGUUCAAGACAGUGAAGUUGCAGCUGUUAGCAACCCUGGAGCUGUAAGAAUGAUUGCUGAAGCAAAGAGCAAAGUUGGCAAGAACGGUGUGGUGGUCAUUGAUGAGGGCAAAAGCGCUGAGAAUAAAGUUUACGCAGUGGAAGGAAUACAAUUUGACAAUGGUAAUGAUUCCGAAUACUUUAUAACGGACUAUGAGAGAAUGUGUGUGGAGUACGAUAAUUGCAAGUUGCUUCUUGUUGACCAUAAGAUUACCAAUGAAAGAGAGCUUGUUGAGUUUAUGGAGAAUGUGACUAGAGGUGGAGACCCCAUCAUCAUAAUCGCAGAAGACAUUGAGAAAGAACCUUUAGAUACUCUGGUUGUUAGAAAGUCUAGAGGGAAAUGGAACGUCGCAUCAGUUAAGGCUCCUGGUUCUGGAGAGCUCAAGAGCCAGUACCUUGACGAUAUCGCCAUUAUAACUGGAGCAACUGUGAUAAGAGAGGAAGAUGGUCUUACUCUGGACAAAGCUGGGAAAGAGGUUUUGGGUAAUGCCUAUAAAGUUGUCAUCACCAAGGAGAUGACAACCAUUGUGGGCGAUGGCACCACACAUGAAGCAGUGAGCAAGCGUGUUGCAGAGAUUAAGAGUCUUAUUGAGCAAGCGGAGCGAGGCUCUGAGAAGGAAACAUUGAACGAGAGACUUGCUAAGCUUUCUGGUGGAGUUGCUGUAAUACAGGUUGGAGGACAAACUGAGACAGAGCGCAUAGAAAAGAAGCUAAGGUUUGAAGAAGCCCUUAACGGUACAAAGGGUAGUGUUGUUGGUGGUGGUUGCACUCUCCUUGGUCUUGCGGCCAAGGUUGAUGCCAUCAAGGAUACUCUUGAAAACGAGGAAGAGAAGGUUGGAGCAGACAUCGUUAAAAAGGGACUGAGUAACGCUGGUGAGGGUGGAAGCGUUGUGAGCGAGAAGGUUCUAAGAGGUUCCUUGGAACAUGCUGCCUCUGCUGCAAAGAAGUUCUUGAUGUCUGGGAUUAAGGAGCGGGAAGCUGGCAACCCAAUGAACAACAUCUCAGGGUGGUUACUGAGAUAGAUCAGCCGGGUUCGCUCUUGGACAUGAGAGAGAGAGAUGAUCAUAUUCCAAAAUAAGCAAGGAUUACUCUACUAGCUUGCAAACAAAUAAUGUAAUGGCUUUUUAAACCAGAGAAUAAUGUGAUCAUUAGAUCAUCAUAUGCAUGGAAUAAUUUUUAAUAAAUUGUCAGUGUUGUAAUGACUUUUGAACCAGAGAAUAAUGUGUUCAUUAGAACACCAAGUCAUUAGAUUUUAUCUAA
Molecule: messenger RNA, 1895 nt
Organism: Brassica napus (rape)
Lineage: Eukaryota; Viridiplantae; Streptophyta; Magnoliopsida; Brassicales; Brassicaceae
Product: chaperonin 60 subunit beta 2, chloroplastic-like
Exons: 12
Coding region: 122-1657 (511 amino acids)
Biological process (GO): protein refolding
Cellular component (GO): chloroplast stroma; cytosolic ribosome
Molecular function (GO): ATP binding; ATP-dependent protein folding chaperone
Source: RefSeq, a predicted model, not a curated record